Coturnix japonica (Japanese quail) is the source of this 2120-nucleotide messenger RNA. It is a transcript of the gene NOL12, whose product is annotated as nucleolar protein 12. Lineage: Eukaryota; Metazoa; Chordata; Aves; Galliformes; Phasianidae. Gene Ontology annotation, cellular component: nucleolus. Gene Ontology annotation, molecular function: rRNA binding. The record is from RefSeq and is a predicted model, not a curated record.
GGACGUCCUUCACAGCACCACACCUCCCACAGGGCCGGGCUGUGAGGAGCCGGAAAUUAAGAGACCGGAGGAGGAGGGGUUUCCUUGGGUCGGAAGUGAGGGUGGGUGCAGCGUGGGUUCGCCAUGGGGCGCAAGAAGAAGAAGAAGGGAUCUGGAAGCGCAGCAUCGCGGCUGGUGGUGACUUUCGAUGAGGAGAAGCGGAGGGAGUACCUGACCGGCUUCCAUAAACGGAAGGUGGAACGGCGGAAGGUGGCACUGGAGGAGAUCAAGAGGAAGCUGAAGGAGGAGCAGAGGAAGAUGAAGGAGGAGAGGCACAAGGAGUACCUGAAGAUGCUGCGUGAAAGGGAGGAAGCUCUUGAUGAGUUUGAUGAACUGGAGCACUUGGUGACAUCGCGGACAGAGUCAGUGAACAUCGACCACCCAAACCAUAUUGUAACAGUCACAACCAUCAGCGACCUGGACCUCUCAGGUGCACGCCAGCUGGGACUGACCACCUCUGAGGGAAAAAGUGAUGCUUCAGAAGAGAAGGGUGAAGAGGUGAUGAACAAGCCUGCAAGUACAGUGCCCAAAAAGUCACGAAACCCCUUCCUAUCUGAAAAGAUCUCUUCUCUUACUGCUACGCUGCACAUGCACAGCCGGAAAAAGAAGAAAGGAAAGCAACCCCAACGUGGGCAAGGUCCAUUUAAGAAAAUCCAGAAACCAAACAUGAGGCGAACCACUAAGACUCAGAGACGGAGACUGACAGGCAGAAUGGGCCGCGACCAAGAUUAAUGGAGAGCCUGGUGCUCAGAGCAGCAGCUGGGACUGUUUUCAGCAGCUGGGUUGCUGCUCUUUGUGCCCCUUCAUAAUGAUCGAGGACCUUGUUUACAUGGCUCUCUGAGCCCAGUUCAGCCUUACUCACCUGCUGUGUGUUGGCCACGGGCACUAGACACUGCAUUUAUUUAGCAGGAGUCUCCAAAUAAGUACUUAGGUGCCACAGAAUCUCUAAAAUCUUCUGAUGGAGGUCAGGUUCUCUGUAUGACAUAACCCUUAACUGGCUUUAUCAAAGGAGAGGAUCUGAAGCUGAAUGCAGCGGGCAUACUGUCAGGGGUCUGAGUAUCUAUCCCAGCUGAAACUUACUAAGUUUAUUCUAUGAAGUCAUUUUGCUAAGAGAAGUACGUGUGACUUAUCUGAAGCAUAACAGCAACUAUGUUAAUACCAGUACCAGCUGGAAAGAGGGUUAAUGAUUUCUAUUGCUGAAAAAUAUAUAUAUAUAUCUUUAAAAUCUACUGGUGCUCAGGAAAGGGAAUAGCUGGGAGCUGUUCUUGUGGUAAUACAGAACCCGCCAGAGCAGGAAUGGCUCAUUCCAUUGUCUGCUGAAUGUGCCGAUGUUCAUUCCGAUAGCUCAGAGGAGUAUGAAAUCCCUUAAUGCCCUUGCUGCAUGUGUGUGGCCUUCUCUGGGAUGGGAGCGGCAGAGGCUGUGCAUUAGCUCAGGGUGGCUGCCUUCUGCUUGGAAGCCGUGGUACGUGUGUUCUAGCAUGGAUGCCUUCAAGAGAAGGGGGAAAAGUAGUCACCAUACAUCUGCGUGGCUGGGGUUAAGGACAUGACACCUUGUCAUGUUAGGUGUUUCAGAGGUGCAGAAACACAACUUGUGGGCAAGGCUGACUGAUGGUACGCUUGGAUCCUACCCUUCAGGGCUGUACAGCAGCUUUUCCCCUUGAUUAAUGGUGCCUCCCAGGGUGACCAGAGGCAGAAUGAGACUUGCACUUUGCCUGCCCAGGAGUUUGCCCUGAAGCUGCAAUGGCCGCUGCUUGCAGCCUGUGUUUUUGUCACACUGCAAAACCUGCUGAAACGUGGAGUGUGAACUUUGGGUUGGGUUUGUGGAAGCCUGGAAUGACAGUGGGAUGGCGUUGAAAUACCUCAUUAUAAGCUUGAUGGUAUGUUAAGUGUGGCCUCAGCAACACUGAGGUGUUUGUUAUUUUGCUGCCAGGUGAUUUAGAAGAAUUACCGACCCUAAUAACUUCUGAGCCUUUCUCAAGCUGCAGCUGAAGUCUUGAGAAGCCUUUCAUGCUCAGGGAAGGGAAAAAAAAUAGUGGGGGGAAAAAACAGAUCCAUUAAAUCCUAUAUGGAGUUAACCACAA